Molecule: messenger RNA, 270 nt
Organism: Sphenostylis stenocarpa
Lineage: Eukaryota; Viridiplantae; Streptophyta; Magnoliopsida; Fabales; Fabaceae
Source: the annotation of a GenBank genome assembly
AUGGCUGAGUGGCUUAAGGCAUUGAUUGUAUCAUGGGUUCAAAUCCCAUUUCUUUCGGCACGGAAGUGGAACGGGCGGGCCAAAUUACGUGAGAGAAAGAACCUCUUGGUGUGUGUUGGUGGAGUUCCCCGGAGGAUAGAAAAGCAUUACUUAGUGAGCGGAGAGCCCGUUGGGCGUUGUUUUGACCGGCCUAUCUUCUUUUAUAAGCAAGCUCUCUCCGGCAGUCCCUGGGCGGCUUCAGUUCUUGAACAUGUUGGGAGAGGAGAUUAG